AUGUCGAAACGAUCAUAUCCCAGGGGUGCAGAGAAAAGAAAAAAAGCUGCUCACCAAAAAGAAACUAAUAAAUUACUGAAAUUGACUUCAUUUUUCACACCUGGAGAUGCUGCUGCUCUUGGAGUUAGCAAGCAAAUUGAUCCUCCCAACUUGUUGCAGCAAGAAAACAAUGAGAGAACAUUAACACCUAUUUCUAGCCCAGGAAAAAAUUGCCGAUGCGACGUAACUCUACCGACAACUGAUUUUUCAGACCAAAUGCAAUUUUCAACAGGAAACGAAAACAUUUCUCGCGAUCCUGGUAAUUAUUGGGAUGCAGGAGGGACGGAAAACGUACGUGAACUAUGGAUUCGCAAAGGACCAGAGUUUUUCCAAAAUAAAGACUGUGACUUCUCAGAAGCUUCCAGAAGUUACUUACAAUUAGAGCUGCAUGGUAGAAUAAAAACAAGGAAUUUGAAUAAGACAGUUUUCAUCCGCAAAUUAAAGAAUGGUGAAAGUAUUGAAAGAAAAUGGCUCCUGUAUUCACCAUCGAAGAAGUCUGUAUUUUGUUAUUCCUGCUGUCUUUUCAAUGCUUCUAACACAAACUUCAGUUUACCGAGUAGAUGUAAUGAUUGGAAACAUAUCAAUAAUCUCAUAUUGGAACACGAGAAUAGUUUAGUGCACAGGCAAUCUAUGAUGACUUACAUUGCGCGAAGUAAAACUGUUGGUAGGGUAGAUAUUGACCUGCUUUCUCAACAUAAGACAGAGGUAGAUUACUAG
Molecule: messenger RNA, 756 nt
Organism: Athalia rosae (coleseed sawfly)
Lineage: Eukaryota; Metazoa; Arthropoda; Insecta; Hymenoptera; Athaliidae
Product: zinc finger MYM-type protein 5-like
Exons: 1
Coding region: 1-756 (251 amino acids)
Source: RefSeq, a predicted model, not a curated record